This is a messenger RNA of Triplophysa rosa, 1101 nucleotides long. RefSeq names its product small nuclear ribonucleoprotein 25 (gene snrnp25). Gene Ontology annotation, molecular function: protein binding. Gene Ontology annotation, cellular component: U12-type spliceosomal complex. The coding region runs from base 315 to 851 and encodes 178 amino acids. The record is from RefSeq and is a predicted model, not a curated record. Lineage: Eukaryota; Metazoa; Chordata; Actinopteri; Cypriniformes; Nemacheilidae. The transcript has 5 exons. Gene Ontology annotation, biological process: mRNA splicing, via spliceosome.
GUGUUGACAUGCUUCAGCAGCACAACGCAGUUGUUCGUGCUGCAGUUUUAUCAGACAAACUCUUCACUCUUAUAUCGUGAAACCGCGCUCUAUAUGAAGUUGUUGUUUGAGAUGAAGAUGCGGUUUCGUCUACUGAAUUAAUUAACGCCGGAAGGUCAGAAAGAAUAUCGACGGGGAACGUUAUCGUUUCUGAACGACACUAACGUUACCGUACAGCAGUAGUGACGUAUAGAAAAGAUCAACAUUAACGGAUUUAUGGGUUUACAGAGUCAGAGAGAGUACAGAUUUCACUUUGUCAGAAUAUAAGUCUUAAAAUGGAUGAAUGUCCAGAUCUAUUGAAUGUGGAAAAAGGAGAAUUGGAGGAGAAAAGGGUCGUAGAUGGUAUUAAAACAGAGGAGGAGGAGGAGGAGGAAGAAGAAGAGGACGAGGAGGCAUUGCCACAUUCAGAAUUUCUCGACAUCUUUGAGGAAGGGCUUGCUCUGAUGGUGCAGGACCCUUUACUUUGUGACCUGCCCAUUCAGGUGACAUUGGAGGAGGUAAACUCUCAGGUGGCUCUGGAAUAUGGUCAAGCCAUGACUGUUCGAGUUUGUAAGGCCGAUGGAGAAGUCAUGCCUAUUGUGGUUGUGCAAUCUGCCACGGUGCUGGAUCUGAAGAAGGCCAUUCGUAGAUAUAUGGAGCUCAAACAACAGCGAGAGGGUGGUGUCAAACACAUCAGCUGGAAAUAUGUGUGGAGAACAUUUCACCUGGUCUUCAAUGGAGAAAAAUUAGACGAUGACAAUGGACAGCUUAAGGAUUAUGGAAUCAGAAACAGAGAUGAAGUGACGUUCUUGAAGACACUGAGGAAGAAAUGAGCAGGGACUCGUUUUGUUGAAGGAAUUUCUCGUCAAAACUGGAACAAUCUAUUAAAAUAAUCUAGAAGGUUGUCGUUUGUUCCCAGGGUAUAUUUUGUAAUAUUCAAAUCAACUUCCACCUUUGUUUUCUUUGAAAAGAUGCAAAUAUGUGAUAUGAAAGCAUAAAUCAUGUAACCCACACAAGCACUAAUGAAGUAUAUUAAACAUGAUAUUUGUGGAAUUUAAUGUUGAUUUUAUCUAUCAAAUAAUA